AUGACGGUGUUGAAUGAGUCGAUGGGGUGCAUGCUGGGGAAGCACGACGACUCUGGAAAAAGAGAACGGGCUGUCUACUACUUAAGUAAAAAGUUCACGACAUGUGAGAUGAACUACUCUCUACUGGAAAGAACAUGUUGCGCCUUGGUAUGGGCGUCCCAUCGUCUAAGACAGUACAUGUUGAGCCAUACCACCUGGUUGGUAUUCAAGAUGGACCCGAUCAAGUACAUCUUCAAGAAGCCCGCUCUCACAAGGCGGAUUGCUCGGUGGCAGGUUUUGCUAUCCAAGUUCGACAUAGUCUAUGUCACCCAAAAGGCGAUAAAGGGAAGUGCCUUGGCAGACUAUUUGGCUCAACAACCUCUCAAUGAUUACCAGCCCAUGCAUCCUGAGUUCCCAGAUGAGGACAUUAUGGCCUUAUUCGAAGAGAGGUUAGAAGAUAAGGACAAGGACAAAUGGGUCGUGUGGUUUGACGGAGCGUCUAACGCCCUAGGCCGUGGGGUUGGGGUAGCCUUGGUCUCUCCUGACAAUCAAUGCAUACCCUUCACAGCCAGACUGGGUUUCGGCUGCACCAACAACAUGGCCGAGUAUGAGGCAUGCACCCUCGGGAUCCAAGCAGCAAUUGACUUCAAUGUCAAGCUGCUCAAGAAGGCCUUCUCCGGAGGAGCCCCGGUGCUCGCCAACAUGGAUGACAAGGAGUUGCCUUCACCUGUGAACGCCGAUGUCGUCAAGCGAUACUACGCUUAA
Molecule: messenger RNA, 744 nt
Organism: Glycine soja
Lineage: Eukaryota; Viridiplantae; Streptophyta; Magnoliopsida; Fabales; Fabaceae
Exons: 2
Coding region: 1-744 (247 amino acids)
Molecular function (GO): nucleic acid binding
Source: RefSeq, a predicted model, not a curated record